UCGUAGAGGCUGUGGCUUAGGGUUCUUCUGAUGGCCUCCCUCGAGAUCGUCGACUACGUGAUGCUGGAAGCUGCGGCAAGUGAUGUAGGGGUCAGGGAGCGUGUCGUUAGAGCAUUAGGAGGUGCAGGGAUGAUUGCGGUACGUAACGUUCCUGGCUUGGAGUACCUCCGCAGCGUACUUCUUCCUCAGGCUCGAACUUUGGCGCUAAUGCCCGACUUAGAUCGGAAGUCAGUGCUCAAGGAGAAUCUCCUGGGAUCAGAUGUACCACUAAAGCGAAAGGACAGACUUGUAUCGUCUUUUGUCGCCCAGCUUCCAGUUUCUCGUAGCGAGAUCGACCGGACACCCGAUCAGCUCGUACUCAAGACGGGUGAGUUGUUCAGGCAUCUCGGCUACAGGCUAAUAGACGUGGGAGUCAGAGUUGCUCGGGUCUGCGACACAGCUCUCCCGGGACUGCAACUUGAGAAAACAAUUCUGGGCUCUCAGACAGCUAAAGGCCGGCUCAUUCACUACCAUUCUGAAUGUGAAAGGCUUCCUCGACCGGAUCCAGCUCAGAGGGAGUUGAGUGGCUCAGAGUUUUGGCAACAGUGGCAUUAUGACUACGGAGUGUUGACAGUAUUGACAGCACCGGUGUAUAUCAACGCUUCCGGAUCUGUAGGACAGAGUCAUUCCUCGUUGGUUGCGAUGGAUAGUUGGACGGGAUCAGUAACUGCAGUGAAUAUACCGGAUGGCAGUGUUUUGGUCCAGGUGGGAGAAGCUGCGCAGAUUUUCUCUGGUGGAAAGCUUCGCGCUACCGCUCAUUGUGUCGUGAAGCCUCAGCUCGACCCGGAAGCCAGCAGAGAGACGUUUGUAGUAUUUUUGCAGCCUGCAUGGGAUAAGGCCCUCUCUUGUCAAGUAGCACUGGAAGACGGUGACGAAACAGGCAGCGGGGAUAACAGGAUCAGUGUGAUACCACCUCUGGAGACGAGAUGGAAGAAAGGUUGUACGUUUGCUGAGUUCUCAAAGCAGACAACAGGGCAGUACUAUGGCUCGAAGGGAAUCCAAUCCAACAAAACGUGAGCAGUGUGAAAACGGCAAAGCAUCCACUAACUUAUGCGAUCCUCAAUCAGGCAGCCGUAAAGUUCUUUCUGUUGCUGCUGCACUGACUUACAGAUUGACGAGCAAUCUCAAUACGUUUGUAUUGAAAAGAAUGGUGGCUGUCGGUGGUGUACAAACUUGUCCUCUCUCAGCAACCAAUGGUGCUAGCUC
Molecule: messenger RNA, 1245 nt
Organism: Selaginella moellendorffii
Lineage: Eukaryota; Viridiplantae; Streptophyta; Lycopodiopsida; Selaginellales; Selaginellaceae
Exons: 4
Coding region: 31-1056 (341 amino acids)
Source: RefSeq, a predicted model, not a curated record